Molecule: messenger RNA, 5263 nt
Organism: Varanus komodoensis (Komodo dragon)
Lineage: Eukaryota; Metazoa; Chordata; Lepidosauria; Squamata; Varanidae
Product: dnaJ homolog subfamily B member 2-like
Exons: 11
Coding region: 317-1366 (349 amino acids)
Biological process (GO): protein refolding; positive regulation of proteasomal ubiquitin-dependent protein catabolic process
Cellular component (GO): cytosol; endoplasmic reticulum membrane
Molecular function (GO): Hsp70 protein binding; ATPase activator activity
Source: RefSeq, a predicted model, not a curated record
CUUUUCCCUUGACAGCUGCGGCCGAGGAUUAGAGCAGUAGGCGCAGAUUUGUGUCCGUCGUCUGGGCGAGGUGGGUGUUGCGGUGGCCAUGGUGCGAUCCGGACAGAGCCUCCUCAAGUGGUGAGAGGAGGCAAAACCCCUCCUUGCUGUAGAAGCCGUCUCUGCUUCAGCACUCCACCAAGCAGCGAAUAGAAGAAAAAGAAAAGCGGAAAGUCUCAUUAAAAAAAGGAAAGAAACAUAAGAUUUCAUUGCGUAACAGUCUGGAUCUGUGCCUGGAGCAAUUGCAACGUCUCCCAGUGGAACACAAGUGGACACCAUGGUGGAUUACUAUGAAGCACUGGGGGUGCCCCACAAUGCCUCACCAGAUGACAUCAAAAAGGCGUACAGGAAGAAAGCCCUGCAGUGGCACCCGGAUAAAAACCCAGAUAACAAGGAAUAUGCUGAGCAGAAAUUCAAGGAGAUAGCGGAGGCCUAUGAGGUGCUCUCAGACAAGAGCAAGCGUGAGGUCUAUGACCGAUAUGGCAAAGAAGGGCUCAUGGGUGCAGGUGGGCCCAGUGGGUCCAGGGCUCAUCCAGGGCCGGAAUACACCUUCACUUUCCGCAGCGCCCAUGAUGUCUUCCGGGAGUUCUUUGGUGGGCGAGAUCCUUUUGCUGACUUCUUUGAUGAUCCGUUUUCAGAUCUGCGUGGACCUGGACCCCGGCAUCCUGCGGCGGGGACAUUCUUCUCUCCCUUCCCAGCAUCACAGGAGUUCUUCACCUCUACACUUGGUCCUGGCAUCAAUGCCGGAAUGGGCUUCCGCUCCGUCUCCACCUCCACAAGGUUUGUCAAUGGCAAGCGCAUCACUACCAAAAGGAUUGUCGAAAACGGGCAGGAGAGGGUGGAAGUGGAAGAAAAUGGGGAGCUGAAAUCCAUCCAGAUUAAUGGUGUUCCAGAUGACUUGGCACUUGGCUUGGAGCUAAGCCGGCGGGAGCAGCAGGCCCUGCAGAACCGUAAGCCGCCAUCUUCUCCCGUGGCGACGCCACCUCAGCGCCCGCCUCCCAAGCGUCCAUCUCCCAGCUCUUCUCCUGUGAUCUUGUACACGGACAGUGAGGAGGAAGACGAGGACCUGCAGCUGGCUAUGGCCUACAGCCUGUCCGAAAUGGAUGCCAAGAGCCAGCAGCACAGAGCAGGUGCGAGAAGCCCCGCGAAAAAGCCGCUCUCCCCCGGAAAAACACAGUUGCCACAGGGGAGUCCUGCCACGGACGGCCAGGCGGGCGGGCCAUCUAAGAACCCCUCGGGGGUUGUGGGAGGGGGCGAGCGGGGAAAGGGCAAAACCCGAGACUCUUCCCCCAAGAAGAAGAAGGACACGCACUGCCGCCUCCUGUGAGCAAGCCUGAGAGGGGUCUUCAUUGGCCGGUGCGUUCGGGACCCUGGCCAAUGAAGGAGCAGAGUUGUUCCUGGAGGACCGCUGGGAUGUGUCAUGCGCGGGAUUGCCGAAAGGCCCAGCCAGUCGCAGCGGUGGCACUGCUGAGUAAAGGGCAAAAGCAGAUUCUGUCAUGGCUUACGUGUAAUAUGGCAUGGAGAGGCGUGCAGCUCCUUCGCUUGGAAACCCUGGUGCCUUGCACAAGUUCAGACGGCAUUGCCUGCCUUGCUGCCGUUUUAUUGCAUGGCUUGGCUGCAUGGCCCUAUCAUUCCUCUGUAUUAUAUGGAUUUACCAUGUGGUGGGAAGGGUUGUUAUUGGCUGCCACUGCUUGCCCACUUCCCUGGCUCGAGCCCUGGGUGUGAUGGGGGAAAAAACCUUGCUCCCGCACCCUGCUUUUGCACCAGCUUAGCCUCUUGGCCGAGUUGGCUCUCUCGGGUUCUGUUCAAAGUGUGCUGGCUUAAAUGGGGUUGGCGUCACCCUGGAGCCUGGUCUCCAGAUUUGCCCUGGAGCAGACAGGGAGAUGGGGACCUCCUCUGCAUUAACAUGCUCUCUUGCCUGCUAAUCCCAGGAUUGUGCCUUUCUGCUUUCACAAACACUACAGUGGAUGUUCCUGGUGGGGGCAGUGGAGAGGGGCAGCAUGAACAGAACCUUCUUGCGUCAAGGCAUUAGCAAGUGCAUGCAAUUGGGCCGAAGGUGGUGUCCAUGGAAGGUACAACAUAGUGAGUCAGAGCAGAUUCCAGGAGGGCAAAGUGUCAAAGAGGGUACAGCCUGAGAGUAAUACUGGCAGGCAGCCCAUCCUGCUCGUACUCCUCCCACUCCCCCCGCAACUCAGACUGCUGGUGCCCCAAUGUAACUGGAAAGGCAUGCCCUCUCUCCAAGUGAAUGCUGGAUUAGAGCAACUUUCUCUACCUGCCGUGGCAACGGGCCGUGGAGCACCUACACCUUUGUCUCUGUGAUUUACCAAGCGCAUGACUUCCCCCGCUUGCAGACCCAGCUCAGCCAUUGCCUGCCCUGAUCCCUGCUUCUUGGUAUCUUGCAGCAAUCACAUACUUGUGCUGUAGUCUCAGCCCCUGCACCUGUUUGCCUGAGAGGGUCUGGAAGGUUGGCUGGGCCUCUAUCACCCUGUGUCGCCCCCCCCCCCCCCCCGUGGCAAGCCCUGGAUAAGGCUUCGGUGGAUGCUUGACGUAGGAAUGUAACUUGUUGGUGCCCUCUUUUUCUUUCUCUGCUGCCGCUGCUGCUUGUCUGCUCACCUGCCCAUCCCUCCCUUCUGUGCUACCCAUGCCACAGACCCUGAUGGACAGGCAUAUUCUGUCUGAUGCCCCUCCAUGCUGCCUCCCUGCAGGUAACCCUCAAAACAUUCAUUUUACCUCAUCAGUUGAAAAGGGCAGAACUCUUCAGGAAUGUUUAAUAGCAGGGCUGUGUAUAUUGCUUGCAUCCCUGGCAUUUGCCAUACAAGAGAACCUGUACGUUGCCCCCACCCCGGGCCUUCUUUAAAGGGAGGUUUUGGCUGCCAGGAUGCAUUGAUUACCUGUGUGUACUCCCCUUCAUUCUCUUCUGUCACAUCCAUUGAAAACUGCCUUGUAGAUUCAAGAAGAAAACUACCCCAUGGAACAAAUACUAUGAGCUUAAUUGCAUUCUUGUGGCUGCAGAUCUUAGGUUGUUUGGUUGCAGUAUGUUAAUCUGGGUUGUGGGCAUCUAUGAAUAUACACAGCCCUGAUGAUUUUGCUUUGUGGAAAACAACCUGUCCCUUACUCUACGCAUGUGCUGCCCUGCAGACCGAGUUCCCGGUCCCUGCCCCUUUCUCAAGGAAACGCCCACACCGCUUACCCUGUGUGGGGAGAGAUCUAAUCCAGAGGGUGAGGAAGUGGCUGCACCCUGUGAUGGUAGCCUAGGAACUGGUUCAUUAUGAACUUGAGUUGUUGCAAUGUCUCUGAUUCAGGGGUGGGUGCUGAAUAUAGGUAGGGGAAAUACUGGUUGCUCCCCAGGUGAGCUGCAAGGAUUUCUCACUGGCAGUUGCUUAAGAACAGCAACAACACAAUGGACCCCUCCUAAAUUAUGCUGCUAAUAGAAGGAGCAGUGGUUGCAUUUUUGCAUGGAGGAGGGCUACUCCAGUUCUGAUUCUUGGCAUAAAUCCCUGGGUUCAGAGUCACCCAAUUCUAAGUGAGGCUCCUCUUGAGGUUCUAGGAAAAGAAACCAGAGUGGAUCCUGUGUGCCUGGAUGGUGUCCACUCUUGCUGAAUUCCUAAUAACUUCCACAGAUGCGCUUCAUGUGGAACUGAGCAAAGGCUGAAGGGUUGUGGUGUGUUUCCACGGGUGAAAAGGAGGGAUCAGGCUGCCUAGGCGGGAGAAUGCCUUGAAAAGCCUUUAGGCUACUACUUGGAGGGAGAACCGGCUAUAGGUAACAACCAUCAAAUGUGGGUCGGUGGGUUGAGUCGGCCUUGUCCCUGCACACACCGCAGGGCCCACCCUCUCUAUCAGCACAGCUCCCGCCCAUGUUCGCUCACCGUGCCUGAGGUUCGGUGGGUAAGUGGACUUCGUCCAUUGGAGGACAGCAUCCCAGGGCGGCCAAAGGCCCUGUGCCCAUGUCCCUCCUCAGGGCAGUUUGCCGCAGAGCCCUUGCGCAGUGUCAGUCCUGUAGCUGGGAAGGCUGCUGCGCAUCGGAGCCACGGGCUGUUCUUGUGUGUGCAUUCCUUACACUUUGCAUGCUCUGGAGCACCUCUUCUUUCCCACAGUGCAGAACAGUGCCUCUUGCAUGGGUAUGUGGCAGCCAUGCCUUGAUGCUCAACCCACCAACUCCCCCUUUCCAGUUCGACACCUAGAAUAAGCUGUAGGAGGGAGGCCCGUGCUCGGCGGAGCUGUCCUUGCGGGCAGCAGGGGAAUGUGCGAAGGCCAGCCACUGCUUGCUGUCACCUGCUUCUCACUGCUGUCUGAUUCACUUGGAUGUCUGUGUUUUCUCCACUCCCCUCCCUCCUGUCCUGUCUCCUUGCUUGUUUCCCCAGGUGUGUUCUGAGUCUGGAAGAGCCAUGGGGAUUGCCUCUCUAGCAUUCGUGCCCACAGAAGGCUACUCAAGCCUGGACUUCGCUUUCUCUUCCCUUCUCAAGCCCUGCCUGGGGGGGACUGGCAGGGGCCGAGUGUGCACCUUCCUCCCCAUUAGCUCUCUCUGCUGCAUCUCAUGUGGCACUUGCUAGCUCACGAAGGCCGGGUUGGGCUCAGCCUGCCUGCUGUCCGAGCAGCCCUGCUGCAUCUCCUGAGUAGCACCAGGGAGGAGUGCAUCUGGUGUGUAGUUCCCCGUCCCCAGUGCCCGCCCUCCCUCCAUGUAAGAGGCGAUCCUGGCCGAGGAGUGAAACGGACUUUGCUGUGAGGGUGCUCGAUGGCCACCUGUGCGGUGGGGGUCCCAUAGGGCCUGUGAUGGGUGUGGAGGGCAAGAUGCACCUCUUGAGCAUGGCUGCACUGUGCGUGUUGAUGGUGUUACAUGGGCAUGAGGUGGGUGUUGGAGGGCGGCAGCAAGGGCGAGCGGCUUUUCGUCCCAUGCCAGGGCAUUCCCUUUCUGUGCGCUGGCAUCCCGAUGCUCCAGAGAACCAAGGGCUAUAAACCAAAUUCCCCCUGUGAGCAGCAGGGACUCUUCCAGACCGGGCCUUGCAGUGUGAGGGUGAGCACGUGGCAAUCUGCCUCUUCUGCCAGCAAAGAGAGGGCUGUGGCUCUCUCCCCUCCCCCCCCCCGCCCCCUUCCUGUGGCAGGAAAAUCCAGGGCUGCAGUAAACAUGUCUGUUACUUAGAAGAGUGAAAGUGGUCUCUUUUCUAACUCAAAGUGAUUGCCCAGUAUAGAAUGGAAGACAUUUAUCAAUAAACCUCUUUGCAAUUAA